CCUAUUCGUUCCUUUUUCAUGGGCCGAGUCAUUCGGCCCAUGAUGGCCCAGGAAGGGACGAAUAGGCGACGAUGAUCUUCAAAUAAGUCAGAAGCCUUAAGCACUCAAGCAGCAUCCUCUGCUCUAAUGGCUUCUUCCCUCCGCUGCGGCUUCUCCCAGAAGCUUCCACACCCUUCUCGUAGCUUCUCGUCUUUCUCCUCGUCACCAUCCCCAAUCCGCUGCGGGUUACGCGGCGGGGCGAGGAAGCCGCUGUGGAGGGGCCGCGUGCUCUCCACGGAGGCGAUCCAAGCCGUCCAAUCCCUCAAGCUCGCAUCCAGGUCGUCCUCGUCGUCAUCCCUCGAUCGGACGGCGGAGAUCUUCCGUAGCAAGCUCGGGAGGCUCCUCAAGGGCGAUCUCGUCGCCGUGCUCGCCGAGCUUAGGAGGCAGAACGAGUGGGAGCUCGCCCUUCAAGUCUUUGCAUUUAUAAAAAAGGAGGUGUGGUAUAAACCGGACCUUUCUUUAUAUUGCGAUAUGAUUUUGAUGUUGGGAAAGAACAAGCUUAUCGAAGCUGCCGAAGAGCUAUUUUCCGAGUUGAGAGAAGAGGGUCUGCAGCCCGAUACUCGGGCGUAUACUGAAAUGAUAGGGGCUUUUCUACAAGUUGAUAGGGUGGAGAAAGCAAUGGACAUGUACAAGUUGAUGAAGGAUUCGGGAUGCAAUCCAGAUAAGCUAACUUUAACCAUUUUGAUCAGGAAUCUUGAGCAGGCUGGUGAGAGUGAGCUCGCCUCUUCAGUAAGAAAAGAUUGCGAGGAAUAUAUAGAUUUCCCCGAGAAGUUUCUUGAAGAAGUUGAUAGGAAAUAUCCUAAAAGGAGGUCGCUGAAACUUGUUUGACGAGUACUAACAGGCGUCCGAUUUGAAUAGAUCACUUUGUUCAUUCGUCAAAGAGCUGAUGCAAACUCCGCGCAGAGCAUACGAGUUUUGUAAGUGCACUUCAAGGCCUAGGCCCGGUUAUCUCAAGAGCCGCAAGUUCGGAGUGUGGAGAUCAACCUUUGGAAGAGGGAUUUUGUUCAACUUAUCACAGCAGUUUCAAGCUGAAAGAAGAUUAUUUUCGUGCACGGUGUUGUUGGAGUUAUAUUGGCCUGAAGAUGAUGAUUCAAAUGAUAAGCUACUGUAUUUAAUGCUUGGCUAAAUUUUACAAAAUUUUUGUUUGAACUCUAAAUAUACAUGUUCCUUAUUAUGGUGUAGGGAACUUGAUCCCCUCGCUUCGGAAAAAUGAAUGAAUUUAGUUCCUUAUUAU
This is a messenger RNA of Ananas comosus (pineapple), 1273 nucleotides long. Its product is annotated as pentatricopeptide repeat-containing protein At3g46870-like. The transcript has 3 exons. Gene Ontology annotation, molecular function: protein binding; RNA binding. The coding region runs from base 127 to 867 and encodes 246 amino acids. Gene Ontology annotation, biological process: Group II intron splicing; chloroplast organization. Lineage: Eukaryota; Viridiplantae; Streptophyta; Magnoliopsida; Poales; Bromeliaceae. The record is from RefSeq and is a predicted model, not a curated record.